Molecule: messenger RNA, 558 nt
Organism: Electrophorus electricus (electric eel)
Lineage: Eukaryota; Metazoa; Chordata; Actinopteri; Gymnotiformes; Gymnotidae
Gene: ndufa7
Product: NADH:ubiquinone oxidoreductase subunit A7
Biological process (GO): ATP synthesis coupled electron transport; mitochondrial electron transport, NADH to ubiquinone
Cellular component (GO): mitochondrial inner membrane; respiratory chain complex I
Source: RefSeq, a predicted model, not a curated record
UACAAACAAGGGCCGCAAACUGGUCUCAGAUCAGUUUUGCUAAACGCAAUGUCCGUUGCUGGAAGUGUUGAGUCCUAAAACUACAGCUGAUUCUGAUUCAGCCUCUAUGAAGACAGAUUUUUCACCUUGAAAUCAGCUAUGGCGACAGCAACAAAGAUUAUUCAGAGACUACGGAAUUUUUUAUCAGGGCACAACCUCCAGGAAAAGCUUCAGUUACGUUACGGUGAAAUAGCAAAAAGGACUCAACCACCUCCCAAGCUCCCGGUUGGUCCCAGCCACAAAUUUGCCAAUAACUACUAUUAUACCAGAGAUGGAAGACGGGAGUCUGUUUCACCGACUAUAAUAAUGUCUUCUCAGAAGGCCCUAGCACCCGGAAGUGAAGGCCCAGCACAGACCAAACUUCCUGUCCUUCCUGGAUCCAAGCCAAAAGAGCUACCGCUGUCCAGUGAUCAGCCAUACCUUUAAGCAGUCUUAUAGUGUUAUCAAUUUAUUGUCAAAACCUGUAUCUUAUCCUUAGCAAACUAUGUAUAAAUACAUAUUCACAUGUUUCAACUGAUA